This is a messenger RNA of Penicillium taxi, 1044 nucleotides long. Its product is annotated as IGBP1/TAP42 family protein. Gene Ontology annotation, cellular component: cytosol. The coding region runs from base 1 to 1044 and encodes 347 amino acids. The transcript has 4 exons. Lineage: Eukaryota; Fungi; Ascomycota; Eurotiomycetes; Eurotiales; Aspergillaceae. The record is from RefSeq and is a predicted model, not a curated record. Gene Ontology annotation, biological process: regulation of signal transduction; regulation of dephosphorylation. Gene Ontology annotation, molecular function: protein phosphatase 2A binding.
AUGGAACAAUCACAGACUCUUCGCUCAUUGUUCACCUCAGCAAUAGAGAAGAAAUCUUCCCUUGAAUCAAGAGGAGAUACAAACAGUGAUGCUUACAGAAAUGAUGUCAACCAGACUAUUGAGAAGUUUCAAGAAUGUCAGCGACAAAUCGGUAUUUUGUCUCUGUUCAGCUCGAAUGAAUCUCUCGAUGAUGUCUCAUCAGGCGACUUAAAGUACAUGACCUUGGAAUACUUUCUUGCCGAGCUCAUCCAGCGAAGUCCCAGCUCGGACCGUGAAGCCUUGCUCCGUCGAGCCUUGGAGCAAUAUGAAAAAUUCUUGACACGUGUGGAUGAAUAUGGGCUACUGCCAAAAGGAGACAAGUCUCUUUUCGAUGGAUAUGUGGCUAAUCCAUCGGCCUUCACAUUAGCACCUGUCAAUGAUGCUGCAGCACGGCGAGAUACUAAAGUUCGGCGAUUCAGAGAAGAAAAGGAACUCAAGCAGAAACUGGAGUACUUUGCUCGGAACGAGGCGCAACUCCAAAGCGACGAUGAAGAGACUCGGAUGCUCUACCUUGCUGAGAUACAACUCUACGUACACCAGACCUUUCAGGCUCUCGAUAUGCUUUUGCAAGAGUUGAAUAUGCUUUCAGCUAUGCGUAACGCACCCCCUCCUGAUCAUCCGCCCACCGAGGACGACCGACAAAGAAGAACUUUGGGAGGACUUGGCGAUUCUGACCGAUUGGAUCCAUCUCUAUCCCAAUUACUCGGAAGUGGUAGAAAUGGACCCUUAUUGAACAGCAAAGGAAGGCCGAUGCAGCCUUUCACCCUGCUCGACCGUCGGACACAGCUCCAGCAAGGAGUAUUUCGAUCUGGCCAUAAUCUCCCGACUAUGACAAUAGAUGAAAGGGGCAACAUCCUUCAGGGAGGGGAGCAGUCUGGCAUACAGCCCGAGGUGGACGAAGAUGACUUUGAUAAGGCUGACGAGGAAACAAUGAAGGCUCGGGCCUGGGAUGAAUAUGUCGAGGCAAAUCCCAAAGGAGCUGGCAAUACACUAAACCGGGGGUGA